Molecule: messenger RNA, 3708 nt
Organism: Penicillium cinerascens
Lineage: Eukaryota; Fungi; Ascomycota; Eurotiomycetes; Eurotiales; Aspergillaceae
Exons: 2
Coding region: 1-3708 (1235 amino acids)
Biological process (GO): endosomal vesicle fusion; vesicle-mediated transport; autophagy
Cellular component (GO): fungal-type vacuole membrane; cytoplasm
Source: RefSeq, a predicted model, not a curated record
AUGGCAUCGGAUUACGGAGUUGGUCCUCGCAAGAGGCGGAGGAUCGGUCCUCCUGGGACCGAUCCUUACGUCUUGCGGUCGCUCUUUGAAAAUGUACCGCUGGCAACCGAGGACAACUCCGACGUUUACAUCACCUGUGUCGAGUACUGGGAGGAAAAUCUGUACAUUGGCACUUCUGCGGCAGAGAUCUUGCACUUUGUUUGCCUUCCUGCCGCUUCCGACGAACCCAACGAGCCUACCUUUAUACUGGCAUCGCGACUGCCUAUUCCAUUCCUAAAUGCCCCCUCGGACAGCGACCAGCAAGGUGUUCAAGAGAUCCUUGUACUCUCCUCGGUGAAUAAAGCUUGUGUUCUCUGCAAUGGAACUGUCACCUUCUACAUGCUCCCGGAGCUUAGCCCAGCUUGGAACACCAAGGUCAAUCACUGCCGCUGGAUCGGUGGUCUGGAUCUCAACCGGGGCUCGGAGCCUGAGAAUGAUCCAGUGGUAAUGAUUGCUGUACAGAAUAGGAUACUGCUGGUUCAGAUCGGAGAUGAGGCGAAAAGCAUUAAGAAGAUUGGUUUCCCCGGUUGCUUAGUCGCAGCACGCAGAGGUACAAUUGCAUGUGCCGCUGAUGGGCACUCAUAUUCACUCCUGGAGGUGGAACACCAGCAAAAGAUUCCUCUUUUCCCUAUAUCCUCCUCGAACGAAGUAUUCGAGUCCGGACAGGUGGAAGAUAUAAUGCUUGGACCCCAAACGCCUUUGAAACGGUCUCCUUCUUCCUCAUACCCAAGCUCUCCUCCAAGUGACCCUCAUGCGCAUGCAAGAAGCACCAGUUUGAAUAACUUUGUGGGCAUGCUACAGCCGAAUACGCAAACGCCUCAGCGGGAGAGGUCACCGGGAACACCAGACCCUUUUGCAUCUUCGGGGACCCCUCGACGAUCAAGCUCCGAAGAACGAGAAGAUGACAACGACAACGACAACGACAACAAAAGAAACCAGAAGAUCUCGGAGAAUGCAGAAACGCAAGCUUCACCUCCCGCUAGCUUAAAGCCACUACCGCCCAUACCGGCGAAGACAGUCACCAAGCAGCUCCUGCCUCAUGUGGUGUCUCCGACCCCCUCCGAAUUCCUUUUGGUGACCGGAACGGAGGAAACGGAACCAGGUGUAGGCAUGUUUGUAGACUUGGAUGGUGAAGUUGUGCGAGGCACCAUCAGCUUCCAUCGAUACCCCAAGUCAGUGGCGAUCGAUGCUGGCGAAGAUGACCAAUCCCUUCAACCAAGCGAAGACGCCAAGGUGGAGUAUGUUAUUGCUGUUAUCGAAUUUCACGAUGACGAGCCACGAACCCGACUGGAGAUUCAACGAUGGGAUGACGAUCCUGCGGAGAUCGAAAGGCAGAGGAGAUGGCUCGACAUACCCUCUCCCGGCGAUAUCAAGUCAGCCAAAGUCGGGCUUCGGCGCACAAUCAGCCCGAGCCAUCUCGAGCUCGAUGAUGUAGGAAAGCUUCUACGAAUGGUCCGCCUCAAAACUCCGCUGCUGCCUCCCCAUGUAUCUGCGGCAGAUCCGAGAACACAAGCAUCCAUCGAGCAUUUGCAAAAGGAGAAGGAGCUUUUUGAAUCUCAAGAAUUGACCGACUCAGAAGGAUCCAAGAAAGGAGUGAAAGACUGGGAGACCCAGCGAAAUGCCGAAGAAGAGAAAUUUGCACAUGGACUGGGUAAACUCCAGAGCAGUUUCAUCAUUUGGUCGGGCUCCCAAAUAUGGCGCCUAAUUAAGAAUCCUUUUGUUGUUCGGCUCGAAGAUGCUCUGCAGAAGGCCCAACAAACAAAUGAGAGCGGCCACAUGACUUUGCAAAGGAAUUCCAUUAUGGAGUUGAUGCUUUCUAUCCAGGACCUUGAGCCUAGGACCGAGUCUGAAUUCAUCGGCUUAGGUUAUGCGAAGCAAAAAGCCUGUUUGCUCCUGUAUGGAGAUCUGCUUUCCAUGCAGCCGAAGAACCGUGGAGACCCCAUGAUUAACAAUACCGAGCAAGCGCUACUGGCAGGUAAUCUGGAUCCCCGACUUGCUCUCCUAUUCAUUCCUUUGCUCCGAUGUGAGAUCCUACAGGGGCCUCAGGGUAUGUGGAUUCCUGCUGGGCUAGCAAGUAUUGUCAAGAAGUAUCUCCAGCAAGUCGAAAAGGCGAGCUAUGAGAUAUCCGGGCCUGCUGUUGCUCACAGCUCAUUGCUGCAUAUGGUGAAGCGUUUCCUUUUCUCGUGGCAACAGAAGAGAGGAUAUGGUAGUAUUCCCGAUGAGACAUACGUAUUGGACAGCACUGAUGCUGCCUUGCUACAUUUGCUCCUGGAGCAAGACACCCACUUGAAAGCUCAGCAAUAUGCACCGUCGCCUAUCCGCACCGAGCUGAACAAGCUCGUCGACAACUGGAAGGGGAACUUUGAGAGGGCAGUGCAGUUGCUGGAGCAGUACAAACGACUCUACAUCCUGAGCCGUCUGUAUCAAAGCCGAAAGAUGUCCCGCAAUGUGCUCAACACAUGGCGGAGAAUCGUCGACGGAGAAGCUGAUGCCGGCGGAGAAGUCAGCGCCGAGGGUGUCGAGGCACAGAUGCGAAAAUAUUUGGUGAAGAUCAAGGAUUCCCAACUGGUGGAAGAAUACGGCGCCUGGCUCGCAGGUCGGAAUCCAGCCCUGGGUAUUCAAGUGUUUGCAGACAACUCCAGCCGAGUGCGACUGGAUCCCGCGGACGUGGUGACUUUGCUCAAGGAACGUGCACCCAACGCAGUCCAAUUCUACCUGGAGCAUCUGGUCUUCGCCAAAAACUACACCCAGUACGCCGAUGAUCUCAUUACCUACUACCUGGAUGAAGUGCUUUCGGUGCUCGAAUCUUCCUCAGCCGCACGGGAAUCUCUCUCGGAAUCCUACUCCACGUAUCGGGCCCUGCGUCCCCCUAAGCCCACAUACCUGAACUUCAUCACUGAAAAUACGCCGAGAGACCCCUGGUGGCAGUCUCGACUCCGUCUGCUUCAGCUGCUAAGCGGCACCUCCGGAACACAAUUCUCAUCCACUGCCCUUCCUUCCGGGAUCACGUAUUCCAUACCCAACGUGCUUUCCCGCAUCGAACCCUUCCAGGACGAACUUGUCUCCGAAAGCAUCAUUCUCGACGGCCUGCAGGGGCACCAUCGCGCAGCCCUGCGACUGCUGACACACGGCCUGGGCGACUACGACUCUGCGAUCCGUUAUUGUCUUUUCGGUGGUCCCCGCAGCUCUAUCUCGUCGGACGGUGCGCAGCCUGAGCUUGCUGGCCACGACCUGCAGUCCACUCUUUUCCGUCAUCUGCUGGACGAGUUCCUACAGAUUCAAGACUUGUCAGACCGCAUCGAGCGCACGAGCGACCUGCUCGCUCGGUUUUCGGCCUGGUUUGAUGUGCGCGAGGUGCUCGAUCUUGUUCCGGAAGAUUGGAGCGUGGAUAUUUUGGGCGAAUUCUUUGUUCGUGUUUUCCGUAACCUCGUCUCGCAGACUCGAGAGGCACGCAUUGAGCGGGCCCUUAGCGCUGGUCUCAACCUGCGCGUCGGCGUGGAAUAUACGGAUAGCAUGGAGAAAGCGGGAGCCUGGGUGGAGGAUGGAGAAGGUGUGCGGCGAUUGAAGGACGGCAAGGCCCAGCCAGGUUCCUCGCCACGAGAUGAUGCUACAGGGGACGAUGAUGAGUUUGGCGACGUGGUCACUGCGUCCGGGGAAGUGGGCCAGUAG